GUCCCAUCUUCGCUUCCGUGUUCCAUUUUCACAUCUCUGUCCCAAUUUAAUUUAGAAAUGACCAAUUUUUUUUUAUUGGCCCAACCUAGUUUCGUCGACUGUAUAACAGUAGAAGCUUUUUGUAUAUUUAGAUUCUAUUGCCAAUCGUGAAACAUGAAUAGUAUCAUCCUCUUCAGUUUGAAUUUUCGAAUCAAAGUAUCCCUUUAUAAAAAAAUGUAAACUGCCCAAAAAUUAAAUACUUUCAAAUUCUUGACACCCUGAAGAAAGCUAACAUUGUUUUGUUUUGUUUUGAAAAGCGUUGAAUAGGAUUGCCGUCGCACAAAACACGUUGAAUGGUACUGUUACCUGGUUUUAAUUUACCUUCCGGCUUGCAUAAAUUGAAUGUCACACAAAUUUUCGGCUUCAUCAUCUAUCUCGAGACAUUGGCUAUAUAAAUCUGCCUCUUUUGUCGAUCUUCUUCUUCUUUAUCUGUCAAACAAAGAUGCAAUUGUCUUUGGGUCCUCUCCUUUUACUUUUCACUUUGGCCAUCUCGUUGGUCUCUGCCGCCAACUCAGUCAGCGUAUGUUCCUCUUGUACUUACAAGACCAUCUCUGCUGCCUUGAAGGCUCUUCCUAGCGGCUCCACCACCUACACUAUCAACAUUGCACCUGGCACUUACACUGAACAAAUCUCUAUCACUCGCUCUAACGUUAUUUUGAAGAACUCUGGUAGUGGCACUGUUUUGAUUCAAUACAACGCUGGUCAUGAUACACAAUCCAAGACUGGUUCUGAUACUGACUCUGCUGUUUUGACUAUCAAGGGUAGCAAUGUUAAAGUCUACAAUAUAACUUUUGCUAAUACUUAUAAGAAAACCGAUGCUGCUGGUCUUGCUCUUAACCUUGAGGGUGCUCAAGCUGGGUUCUACAACGCCAAGUUCUAUGGCUUUCAAGAUACCCUUUUGAUUAACAGACGCGGUAGCGGCUAUUUUAAAAAAUGCUACAUCGAAGGUUCUGUUGACUUCAUCUGGGGUUACGGUAUUGGCUACUUCCAAGGUUGUAUUAUUGCCUCUAACUCUAGAGGGUUUGUUACCGCUCACAACCGCGAUUCUUCUAGCAGCGUUGGUGGCUUCUAUUUUAACAAAUGCAUUGUUAAAGCCACUGUUCCUUCUGGUCCUCUUGCCUCCAAUUAUAGUUCCACUGUUGCAUUUACUUCAAUAUCACAGGCUACUCAUACUUGUUACUUGGGUCGUCCUUGGAACCAAUAUGCUCGUGUUGUUUUUAUGUAUUCUACUAUCAAUAGCCACAUCUACCCUGCUGGUUGGUCUCAAUGGAGCAAUGCCACACCCAAUACCUCCAGUGUCACUUUUGCCGAAUAUAGCAACAAUGGUGCCAGUGCUUGGUCUUCUUCGCGCGCUUCUUUUGCUAAGCAAUUGACUGCUUCUGAAGCUGCCCAAUAUAGUGCUGCCAAGGUCUUUGGCUCUACUUCAUGGAUUGACUCUUCUGUCUGAACCUUUUAACAACGAUAACAAUAAACCAAUACUUGAUUGGUUAUAUUUUUUCAUUUACUUUGGCUAUGCUGAAAUUCGUAGCAAACCAUUCAACACAGCAUGAAGUAAUAUAUAAGUCAUUAACCACUAAAGACUUGACCCUCUUCUUUUUUAGCUAUCUUCAUAAUCAGAAUUUCUUUAACAACUUUGAUACAUAUAUCAGAUAAACCAUAGGAUACUAUAGAACUUUGUGUAAUACUGUUAAUUCAAGCGAGCCAAU
This is a messenger RNA of Gilbertella persicaria, 1745 nucleotides long. RefSeq names its product pectin lyase fold/virulence factor. Gene Ontology annotation, biological process: cell wall modification. Bases 482 to 1486 code for a protein of 334 amino acids. Gene Ontology annotation, molecular function: pectinesterase activity. The record is from RefSeq and is a predicted model, not a curated record. The transcript has a single exon. Lineage: Eukaryota; Fungi; Mucoromycota; Mucoromycetes; Mucorales; Choanephoraceae.